Brienomyrus brachyistius is the source of this 1423-nucleotide messenger RNA. Its product is annotated as Rieske domain-containing protein-like. The record is from RefSeq and is a predicted model, not a curated record. The transcript has 4 exons. Gene Ontology annotation, molecular function: 2 iron, 2 sulfur cluster binding. The coding region runs from base 341 to 820 and encodes 159 amino acids. Lineage: Eukaryota; Metazoa; Chordata; Actinopteri; Osteoglossiformes; Mormyridae.
UCCUGUACAUCUUUUAAACAUACAUAAGUCGGCUUUCGAUGCAGGUUCUUUUCGCGUUUUUUAUGUUGCUACUUUCCCUUUGAUUUGAGUAUUGGUUUUUGACUUCAUGUUUUUUUAUAGAUUACGAUGUUCCUAAACCUCUUUACGAUUUCUAUUUAACUAUUCACUUUGUUACUCGUUCACGGCAUGCUCUAACACUUAUGCAGCUCUGCGACGGUAUUCUAAAUAUGACUUAAUAUCUUGUCCGCUGUAAGGACUGGCUUUUUUUUAUUUAAAAAAUGACUUCGCCUUUUUUCUAACUUGAGUCAGUGAGCCUGCCCUUGCUGCUGACCUGGUCCUCAUGUCUGCCGAGGAGAAGAAUGAAGACCCAUCGCCACCUUCCUCCCAUUUCAUAGGGAAAAGAGAAGACUUAAUGAAGGUCAAAAGGGUGACCAAAUUUAUAAAUGGAAGGGAUGUAUUGGUUCUCUAUCACAAUGGCACUUUCCAUGCUAUGGACACGCGCUGCUAUCAUUCUGGGGGACCACUACAAAAUGGAGAUAUCGAGGAAUUCAGUGGCAAACUUUGCAUCGUAUGUCCGUGGCACAAGUAUAAAAUCACACUUUUGGAAGGCGAAGGAUUAUAUCAAGCUGUGGAUCCAAGUCAGAAGGUCCUCAAACCCAAAUGGGCCUCCAAAGGAAUAAAGCAGCGGGUUCAUCUGGUAAAGGAAGUAAAUGGAGACGUUUUUGUUACACUGAAUGACUUUCCUGGUUCUCUUGACUCUGAUUAUUACCAGUCAGAACAAUACAGGGCCAUUUUUAACAAAGCUGAGAAUAAAAUGUGAGUUUUUUUUUUUCUCUCUAUUAAAUAGGACCUAAAGUAAUCGCUAAGCACAGCUACAUGCUUUAAACUAUACAGCAGUGGUUCAGUGGGGGGCAUGGUUGCUUCUCACCACCAUGGUUGAUGGCUUCGAUGUGUAGAGGCCUCGAUGUGUAGAGUUUGCAUGAUCUCUCCAUGUCUUGUGGGCUGCCUCUGCACGCUACGGACUGUGGGAAUGGAACCAGAGAUGUACAGUCAAAGUAAACUUUAUUGUCACCUCUGCUAUAUACUGUACAGGUACAUAGACGAGAUGACGUCUGAGAGGACAGCUAAGCUAAUUAGCAUCUCUGAAUUGACCGUAGUGUAUGUUUACAUGUGUGUAGGUGCCCUAUGUUGGACUCCUGCCUUCUUGUCUUCUGUGCUGCCUGAGAUGGAGUCCAUGCCCCCUUGUCCCUAACCUGAAUAAGUGGUCAAAAUUUGCAUUGACUUGGCAAGUACAGUGCCAGUCAAAAGUUUGGACACGCCAAAGCACCUGCAAUGGAAAGUGAUUGUGUCACAUCGCAGUUUUUUGUUUUACUCAUUUCUCUCUUUAUGGGUGUGCGUCUGUGAAUAAAUAAUAUAUUUUUAU